AUGUCUGAAAGUGUCGCUUCAAUAAAACCAUUUGUCUGCAAAUGGUUUGGUGCUCAUUCGCGCUUUAGUACUCAGGAGGAACUUGAACAUCACGUCUACAAUGAUCACAAGGAUUUAACCAACUUAAAAGCCUUUUAUCGAGGAUUCCCAAUUUAUAACUGUCCAUGGGAAGGUUGCAAAAAGCAACUGAGUGAUAUUCCUAAAUUAGAAGAACAUUUGCAUGAGCACACCCAACAAAAGCCAUUUAAGUGCCCAAUUUGCAAUUGUUUGCAUCAAUUUGAAUCUCUUGAUAAACUAAAUCAACACUUAAUUUCCAACCAUAAUGAUAGUGUUGUGGAUCCUACAGGCGCAGUCGAUAUGACGAAACAGAAAAAAGGCGAUACUGCUAAAUACGAAGUUAAAAAAAACAAUCAAAGUGCUAAAUAUGAAGUCAAAGAUGAAGAUUAUCUUACAUCAUAUAAUUAUGAAGAUGAUGAAGAUUAUCUUAUGUGUAAAGCAUUAGCUAAAAGUUUGGAUCGGAAGUAUAUUGAAAAACUAUUAGUUGAGAAUGGACUUGACGAUAUUGAUUUCGAUAAAUUUUUUUCGACUUAA
This is a messenger RNA of Funneliformis caledonium, 591 nucleotides long. NCBI's taxonomy places the organism in Eukaryota, Fungi, Glomeromycota, Glomeromycetes, Glomerales, Glomeraceae. The record is from the annotation of a GenBank genome assembly.